Messenger RNA from Nothobranchius furzeri (turquoise killifish), 7034 nucleotides. It is a transcript of the gene nup210, whose product is annotated as nucleoporin 210. NCBI's taxonomy places the organism in Eukaryota, Metazoa, Chordata, Actinopteri, Cyprinodontiformes, Nothobranchiidae. Gene Ontology annotation, cellular component: nuclear pore. The record is from RefSeq and is a predicted model, not a curated record.
ACGUCAUCUCCCAGCAUGCUCACUGGAAGUCGAAUAAUUGCUAAUGGCGGGUAUUGUACAAAAGUCGCGUGUUUGAUGCUUUUGUUUGCCAAGCGAAAGCUUUGUUGUGAAACAUUAAAAUUUCCGGUCAUUUUCCUUACAUUUGGAGCCUACCUCGGUAAUAUAGAGAGCGCACGUGCCGAACAAGUGCGCGAGGAGAGUUUGUUACAGGUAUCAUGUGGCGGCGGCUCUCCUAAUGUAUCAAACAGAAACUGGACAGCGCGUCUUUGAUGUUUAGCUUCCCGAGUAAACGAACAGAAACGUUCUUUAGUCACACAAGCAGGUAAAGGACUGAAGACACGCGGCUCCGUUCUUCGGACACGGUUUCGCUGCUGGUGAUAAAUUUCCGCUGUGUGAAGAGAAAACCAUGGUGAAUUUACUUGUGUUAAUGGUAUUAGCCGCCGUCCAGGUGGACGGUUCCUCGAAGCUAAAUAUUCCCAAAGUGUUGCUGCCGCUUGCUAGAAGCACACGAAUUAACUUCACGCUGGAAACCACGGAAGGCUGCUACAGAUGGUCCUCCACUAGGCCGGAGGUUGCCAGCAUCCAGCCUGUGGAUGAAGACAGCUCCAGAGGCUGCUCUAGCAGAGCUGUCCUGCAGGCUCUCUCCACCCAGCCCACCAGGCUGACCAGCAUCAUUCUAGCAGAGGAUGUUGUUACUGGGCAGGUUCUGCGCUGUGACGCCAUAGUCGACGUCAUCAGUGAGAUCCAGAUAGUCUCCACCACCAGAGAGCUUCAUCUGGAGGACUCUCCUCUGGCACUUCAAAUUCAUGCACUGGAUUCUGAAGGAAACACAUUCAGCACCCUGGCAGGUCUGGUGUUUGACUGGACCUUGGUGAAAGAUGUAGAUGUGAACGGAUUCACCGACUCUUAUAACGCACUACGGGUUCUGAAGUUCUCCGAGUCUACGUACACUCCUCCUACAUACAUAUCAGAAAUGGAGCGUGUUGGCAAACAGGGAGACAUUAUUCUGGUGUCGGGGCUAAAAACAGGGCAUGCUAAGCUGAAGGCCAAAAUACAAGAGUCACUGUACAAGGAUGUGGGUGCUGCAGAUGUGAGACUGCUGAUUUUAGAGAACAUCCUGCUGAGCCCAGCUCAUGAUGUCUACUUGCUGGCAGGAACCUCCAUCAGAUAUCGAGUUCUCAAGAUAAGACAAGGCUCGAUCACAGAGCUGUCCAUGCCUUGUGAUCAGUAUGAGCUCCACCUCCAGAACAGUGUGAUUGGCCCUAACGGAAACCCAGACGCUGCUGUGGCCAGUUUGGAUCACAGAUCCUCCAGAGUGAUGGGAAUUCAGCUGGGACACAUCAAUGUGGUGCUGGAGCAUAAGAGCCUUCGAAUGCAGGGAGUGUCUCGUCUGCCCAACAGCACGCUCUUUGUUGUAGAGCCCGCCUACCUCGGGUUUAAAAUCCAUCCGGGAGACAGCUGGGUUCUUGAAACUGGCAGAGUGUAUGAUAUAUUUAUUGAAGUGUUUGAUAAAUCUGGCAACAAGAUUUAUCUCUCUGACAAUGUCCGCAUCAGCACGGUUUUCCCUGUGGAGUAUUUUGAAAUCCUGGAGUCCUCGCUGAAUGGAUCAUAUCACCAUGUCAGAGCUGUCAAAGAUGGCCUAACGCUCAUCGAUGCUACCCUGGGAGCUGUGGUAGACGACAAUGGAAGGACCCACCCAUUAGCCAACCCAGUCCACAACGAACAGGAUGUGGAGAUUUAUAAUCCCAUCAUUCUAACGCCUGCUAUCCUCACGUUUCCAUGGCAGCCAAAAGUUGGAGCCUAUCAGUACACAAUCAAGGCAACCGGUGGUAGUGGGAACUUCAGCUGGUCUUCAUCCAACACGGCUGUCGCCACGGUGACGGUGAAAGGAGUAAUGACUACGGUCAGCGACAUUGGUGUCACUGGGAUUUAUGCCCAUGAUCUACGCAACCCUCUACACUUUGGCCAGAUGAAGGUGUAUGUUGUCGAGCCUGUUGCAAUGGACUUUGCUCCUUGCCCAGUAGAGGCCCGGUUGGGCCUGGUUCUGGAUCUGCCCCUCAGGAUCUUUGGCCUACUGGAAGAGCUGGAGAGAGAACGGGUCAUGUUGAGCGACUGCUCCCACUUUGAUCUGCUGGUUGAGCAGGAGAACCAGGGCGUCUUUGAGUUACUGGAUGGGAGACUGGCGCCAGGCCAGACUCACUGCAGUGGAGUUAGAGCCAAGGCCCUGGCUCCGGGGUACACCGUGCUCACUGUCAGCUACACUCACGGUAACGUGCACCUCAGCGCCAGGAUCACCAUAGCUGCCCACCUUCCUCUCAGAGCUGUUGAUCCUGUGUCUGUAGCUGUGGUCACUCUGGGAUCCUCUAAAGACAUGUUGUUUGAGGGUGGACCACGGCCUUGGGUUUUAGAACCAUCAAAGUUCUUCUGUGCGUGGAGGGCUGAAGACGAGUCCAGCCUGAACCUCGUUCUGACCGGUCCCUCAUCUCACAGCUACAAUCACCACUGGCUCAGAGCCACCUGCAGGGCCCUGGGGGAGCAGGUGCUUGAGGUCACCGUGGGGAACAAGGCCAGUGUGACCAAUCCAUUUCCUGCCGUGGAGCCGGCGGUGGUCAAGUUUGUCUGUGCGCCACCAUCACGCCUCACUCUGGUCCCGGUUUAUACGAGCCCACAGCUGGACCUGACCUGCCCGCUGCUGCAGCAGAACAAGCAAGUGGUUCCCGUUUCAAACUAUCGCAACCCCGUCUUGGACUUGGCUGCCUUUGAUCAACAAGGAAGAAAGUUUGACAACUUCAGCUCUCUAAGCCUGUUGUGGGAGUCGUCGAAGGUGUCUCUGGCCAGUGUCGAGCCCACUAUGCCAAUGAAACUUCAGACGUUUGAAGAUGACAACAAACAAAUGAAACUUCAUGGACGACAGGCGGUUCUUGUCCAUCAGCAGACGGGUGUAGCAGCCAUCACAGUGACGGCUCUUGGAUACCAGGUUCAGCAUCUUGGAGCAGCCAAAGUUCCCAGUCCAUAUGAACCCCUGACUCCUGUCUCAGACACACUGGACCUUCUGCUGGUUGAAGAUGUGAAGGUUUCUCCUGACAUGGUGACCAUUUACAACCACCCAGAUGUGCAGUUGAAUCUUGCCUUGCGAGAGGGUUCGGGCCACUUCUUUGUCAACACCAGUGUGAAAGGGAUCGCAGAGGUGGUGCUCCGAGAGGCCCAAGGCACAGUUCAGGUUUCUCCAGUCCAUCCAGGCAUGGUGAACGUGAUGGUCCAUGAUCUCUGCCUGGCUUUUCCAGCACCGGCCGUAGCCACGGUUCAUGUUUCUGACAUCCUGGAGGUCAAUGUGAGAGUGGUUGACAAGGUGGAGAUCGGCAAGUCAGUCAGGGCUUAUGUCAGAGUGUUGGAUGAUAAAAAGAAGCCCUUCCCAGCCCGCUACCUCCAGUUCAUGAAUCUCAAACUCAAAGCAGCUUCUGCAAUCGUCUCUCUCAAGCCAGUGGCAGAGCUGGCAGAAAAGGAUACAGCGGUCUACCUGGUGAACGGGGUCUCCAUCGGUCAGACCACUCUGUCCGCCGUUGUCGUGGAUAAAAACAGCAGAAAGGUUUCCUCAGCGCCACAGCAAAUAGAGGUCUUUCCACCUUUCAAACUUAUUCCAAGGAGGAUGACUCUGCUAAUCGGUGCAGUGAUGCAGAUCACGUCUGAAGGCGGCCCCCAGCCCCAGUCCAACAUCCUUUUCUCUAUUUCCGAUGACGACAUAGCUUCUGUCAACGCCAUGGGCCACGUUAGAGGUGUUGCUGUUGGCAACGUGACCGUGACCGGACUGGUCCAAGCUGUUGAUGCAGAGACUGGGAAGCUUGUGGUUGUCUCUCAGGACCAGGUAGAAGUGGAGGUUGUGGUUUUGACCGCCAUCCGAAUCAGAGCGCCCAUCACCAGAAUAAAAACGGGAGCACAGAUGCCGGUUUACGUGAUGGGGCUAACCAGUAGUCACACACCUUUCUCCUUCGGAAGUGUUCUGCCUAGUCUGACCUUUUACUGGUCCACCACUAAGAGAGACAUUCUGGAUGUCCAACCCAGACACUCUGAGGCCAACAUUAACCUUCAACCAGAGCACAAGUUUGGCAUGAGAGUGACGGGAAAGAUGAGGGGUCGGACCGGGCUGAAGGUGCUUCUCAGGGUGACUGACCCAACGGCGCAGCAGCUUAAAGGGAGUCUAAGGGAACUCAGUGAUGAGAUCCAGAUCCAGGUCUACGACAAGCUGCACAUGCUAAAUCCUCAAGUAGAAGCAGAAGAGUUACUGAUGGCUCCAAACUCAGCCCUCAAACUACAAACUAACAGGGAUGGUGUAGGAGCUCUCUCCUAUCGGAUGCUUGAUUGCCCCGAUCAUGUUGUCGUCGCUCAAGUUGACGAUAAGGGCUUCCUGUCCUCUGGCUGUCAUACUGGCAUUUCUUCACUCCUGAUCACCUCACAAGAGACUUUUGGCUUUAAUCAAACCCUCAUCCUCACUGUGAAGGUGGUGCCCGUGUCCUACGUCCGCUUCAGUACCAGUCCUGUCCUCUACACCCACACCAGAGACGGCCUGAGGGCCUUUCCCCUGGGAGUCCUGCUCACCUUCACUGUUCACUUUCAUGCUAGCUCAGGAGAAGUCCUUCACAGCUCCAAUUCCCGCCUCACGUUUUCUACGAACAGAGACGACCUUGUGCAGGUAGGAGUCGGACCCACUAACCACACCCUAACAGUGAGGACCGUCAACGUGGGUCUCACUCUUCUAGCUGUGUGGGACGAGGAAAACAUGGGCGUAGCGGACUAUGUUCCACUUCCUGUCCAGCACGCCAUCAGUGUAGAUGAGUCCAACAAGCUGCUGGUGGGAGAUGUGGUCUGCUUUCAUGUCCAGUUGACAAGUCCAGAUGGGGCUUACGGUGCAUGGAGCUCCUCUGCUAGCGGUGUUCUUCAGGUGGAUCCUAAAAGUGGUGCAGCCGUAGCCAGAGACUCUGGGACAGUUACUGUUUACUAUGAAAUACCUGGCCUUUUGAAAACGUACAGAGAGGUUGUUGUAGAAGCACCAACUAAGACUACAGCCAUGGCUCAAGCUACGCCUGUCAGGGCUGGCAAAGAGACAAAGGUUCUACUUACGACCAGAGAAAGGGGAACCAACCUCAUCGGAACCUGCUCCUCCACGCAGAUAGAUGCUAUUUCACAGCUGCAGCCAGAAACAUCUGUGAGCUGUCCUCUGAGCUUCACUAAUGGGGACGCUGUGGACUUCUCUGCUAAUGAUGUCUUCAGAACACACGUCAGCUUUGACUCCAGCACUGGCUUCUACACCUGCUCCAUAACCCUGCAGCCUAUGACUGAUCUACAGACCCGUUUGCUCAGCACGUCCAUGACCAACCUGCUGGUGAAGGCCAGCCUAGAAGGCAGUUCCUUCUCUGGAGAACAAGUCGGCAGCAGGCUGCCUGUAGAACUGGGCCUGUACUCGGACCAGACCGAGCUGCUGCUGUCCAGCCUCCACCCGUCUGCUGAGUUCCUGGUUUACGGCCCCAUGGCCAUCCUCUCUAACAUGGAGGUGGUGUCCAGUUCCCCCAGCAUCACUGUGGAAGAAAGGGAGGUCCACCAAGGUUUCCCCAGUUUCUCCAAGUACUCUGUUCAUGCUGUGGACCUUCAGUCAGCAGCUUUAGCUUCUGUUAUUAUAAGCAGUGCAUCCUCUGGCCAGAACCUCAUCAUCCCAGUCACUGUUGUUCAUGCAGCUGACCUCAGCACUGCUAAGAAAGCAGCUUCUGCUUCAGCCGGUGUCAUGGAGGGAGGGACGUCCCUGCACAGCUUCAUCAACUCCUACCAGACCAUGUUCUGCACCUUAUUUGCCCUGCUGGCUGGAACAGCUAUCGUCAUUAUAGUUCUCCACUCCAUGUUCUCACCAAAGGAACAAAGCUAUCACCCUGCAUUCAUCCAGAGGACACCACCACCUGUCACAGGUUUCGACUCGCCUGUGGUGAAUUCCUACAGCCGUGUGCUGCCCAGGGCCAGUCCUAACAGCAGCCCCAGGCCACGCCUCUACUCUCCAGACUAUAAGUCCUGAUGAGCCUCUGCUGGGGUUCAGGAAGACCACACCUCUGGCCGUUAAGGCUCAAAGAGUGUGUCGCUGUCCCUCAGGAGGACAGGAGACGUCGGGCAGGACCGAAGGUCUGCUUGCGCUCACAUGCUGGUACAGAAAUGCAAAGGCUUCAUUUUUGUCUCUCACUGACGAUCAGUUAAGAAUGAAAAUGUCAGAUCAUUCUGGGGCUUUUUAAAUCCCCUGUGUAUCUGUGUGAAAGUGUUGUGUGUAAAUACUGAUUACAUGCUUGUGUUUUUGUUCUAAACCACUCCGUAAUGACUGAAAUGUUGUGAAAAAAGCUUGAAAAUCAAACCAUUAGCGAGUGCUUAAAAUAACUUUCCUUUGUGAAUCUUUUGAAUCUUCUCGUGCGCUACUUACCAUGUUUGACAUGUGAAAGUCAGAAACUCAGGACAAACCAUGUUGCUUUUGAGCAGGAAACAAAUUAAGUUUAUAUUUCUGGGCAUAAAAUAAGUUUUUUGUUGUAGCAUUUAGAGUUUGAAAAGAAGCCGUCCAACGAGUCUGUCCUCACAGGUUUCACUCCCUCAAACGUUCCAUUUCCUAGCCAACCGAGGAAAGGGAAAUGGGUCCUAAUAGGUAUACCUCUCUGACACGUUGCAGCUCUGGUUCGAUUCAUCAAUGUGAACCCGUUCUGAGCCAUUGUUGAGUUUUAUCUACUGUCAUUUGAGUUCUCAGACGUGAAAAUGUGAUUCUCUGUUCUUUCUCGGCCAACAGGAGCAGCUGUAGCAUCAAAGUAGGACUUUGUUUUUAAAGGACAUAUUUUUGUAUUUGGUGGAAAAACCUGUUGACAGAUCUGUUUUUAUGUUGUCUUUAUUGUUACUCAUGUUUAUGCCUUAAGAUCACUCAUGCAAAGCUUUCAGGAGAAGAGCCAGUGUGGGUGUGUGUGUGUGCGCGUGUGUGUGUGUGUUUGCAUACAGUUGCUAAUUAAAGUUUUUACACUUUGUCA